AUGAUAGAUCCUGCAUCUGCUUUUUGCAUUGGAGUGUAUUUUUUGGGGGUUGGAGUGGUUGGAUCUGUUUUGUACAUUCCUAUUAGUUUGAUGAGAGCCAUUGAAUAUUAUCAUUUAAGUAGAGAUGGAAAGAACAGAAGAAACAGUCUAUUGGAUGGAGAUUCAUUGCUACAAGGUUAUGCAAGCAACACUAAUAAUGGUGGUAUGAGUAAUGGAAAUAAUAACUGCAAUAAUCACUCACUACAUGAUGAUAAUUCUAGUUUAUUCUUUGAGAGGCCAGAGCUUUUAUUAAUACACAAAAAAAAGGUACUCAGAGAUAUAUUAAAUGAUAAUAAUUACCUAAAUAAUUUGGUUGAGUUUGAUGAUAAGAGUGACUAUAGUUUUGGAUUGUAUGAAAGACUUACAACUUAUCAGACUUUAACUCAUAACAAUGUAAGUAAUAGGAGUGACUUUGGAGUCUCACGGAAAUCUCAAACAAAAAAUCGUAAUUCUGUUAUAAAUGGUCAAGGAGGUGGCAUUGGUUUUGAGUUUAUUAGAGAUGUCUUAUCUACAACAACCCCUUCAGAUAAAGAUGAAAAUGAUGAUCAACCAGAGAUUGUUAUUGAUGAUGAAAGUGCAAUCUUUUCUCUUGAAUACUUUAAACAUAUUGGAAUUAAGAAAGAACAUGAUAAUCAGACUAAUUAUGGUUUGUACGUGUGUUCUUCAACCAACUCUACUUCUUCAAUCAUUUCUUCUUAUGAAACUGGGUGUAGUAGUAAUAGUAAUUUUACUAAUGUAAGAAGGCGCAACUGUAUUAGUGAUUAUCAAACCAAAGAACGUGAUUUUUCUGAGUCUAAUCUGCUGAUGUAUGGCCAUCAGGGUUUGAAACAAGAAAAGUUCUUAUUAGCAUCUUUAAAUGAUGGUAAUAAUGAUAAAAUUGAAAAAUCUAUGAUUAUUGAAGAGAUUUCAGCUGUUCAUGACAUUUUAACUCUAUAA
Messenger RNA from Cryptosporidium ubiquitum, 975 nucleotides. RefSeq lists its product as uncharacterized. The record is from RefSeq and is a predicted model, not a curated record. The transcript has a single exon. Lineage: Eukaryota; Apicomplexa; Conoidasida; Eucoccidiorida; Cryptosporidiidae. Bases 1 to 975 code for a protein of 324 amino acids.